AGUCGAUUUGGGCCUCCGGCUUCCGACGCCAUCAAUACCUUCUAUGGGCACCCAGACAUCCCGGUAGCAGUGCAGAAGCCCGUGAAUAACAUGGUAUGUGUUAUGAACAUCCCUAAUUUCACUAUAUCAUACAAACCGUGCCAAGCUCACCACACACCACAGACACAAUGGCCGAACUACACCAAGUACCACGACUAUCUCACGGGGCUGACUUACAACUUCCCGGAGGACGUCCGAGACGGCUCUUACACGCCGGAUCCAGUAUCCUCGUACCGCUACCUCCUCUCCACCUCCGCCAACUACUCGGUCACCAUCGCCGUGAUUGGCUUCUUCGACAACCUGUACAACCUGACCAACUCGGGGCCAGACAGUAUAUCGCCGUACACUGGCGCCCAACUGCUAUCCCUAAAAGUACGCGAGCUCGUCGUGCAAGCGCGAGAGGAGAGGCAAUCCUUCAACACGGGGCGGGGCAGCGCCACAGACCCGCGGUACGCGGAAAAGAUACUAAACGAGUGGCCAGGAAACCUGACAUUCGUCGGUAAUGACGUGACGAGCAACACGUACAUUGGCGCGCGCAUCACAACGGAGCUGGACAAUGCGACGAACCCGAUUGCGUACGCGUUUGGCACCAACAUCGGCUAUAACCAGACGCACCAGGUCUGGGAUGCCGUGGCCGUGUACUACGCCGUGUGCGGGCUCGACGAUGUGUUCAAGUGGAAGUAUCCCGGCGGCGGUCGCGUGCAUCUGAAUGCCUCGGCAUACGCUACCUGGCAGGUGAAUGAGACGGCGCCCGGGUGGCAGAAUGCUCUUGCUUUUAGCGUGGUGAAUACGACCUUUGCAGAGAGGUUAGAGGAUACGCUGCUCUGGGAGCCGGGGAAGGAUGUGCCGAAGAAGAGGAGUUGGUGCAGGAACUAAAAUUGGGUUAUGAGGUUUUGGUAGGUAGGGGGUUACCUACCUAGGCAGGAAAGGGGUUUGCGACGGAUAUGUAGGAAAAUGGGCUUCAAGGC
Hypoxylon fragiforme is the source of this 1007-nucleotide messenger RNA. RefSeq lists its product as uncharacterized. Bases 91 to 915 code for a protein of 274 amino acids. Lineage: Eukaryota; Fungi; Ascomycota; Sordariomycetes; Xylariales; Hypoxylaceae. Gene Ontology annotation, molecular function: hydrolase activity, hydrolyzing N-glycosyl compounds. The record is from RefSeq and is a predicted model, not a curated record. The transcript is spliced from 2 exons.